CGAUCUCGUCGAGUCUCCCGCCCAACUCGCCACAUCCCGAGCGAGGCAAAGCGUCACGAACCAGUCAGGGCAUGUCAUCAUCAUCAUCGAGCUUAGCACUCCGACGACAGCUCAACGCCGAGUUCAGGAAACACCCUGUCGAUGGUUUCUCUGCCGGUCUGGUGGACGAUGCCAACGUGUACGAAUGGGAGAUCACCAUUUUCGGUCCCGCCGAUACACUCUACGAGGGAGGAUUUCUGAGGGCGAGGAUGAGCUUCCCUGAAGAAUUCCCUUUGAUGCCGCCCAAGCUCAAAUUCGUCACGCCCAUGUGGCAUCCCAACAUCUACUCUGACGGUCAACUGUGCAUCUCGAUUCUCCACGCGCCGGGAGAUGAUCAGUACGGGUACGAAGAUGCAGGCGAGAGAUGGCUACCCGUACAUACUGUCGAAUCGAUCCUCCUCUCGGUCAUCUCCUUGCUGUCGGCCGAUGUACCCAGUCUAGACUCGCCCGCCAACAUCGACGCCGCCAAAGAAGUCAGAGAAGAUUAUGCGAGCUACAAGAAGAAAGUGAGAAGGCUCGUCAGACGAUCUGCAGAAGAAGCAUACGACUAGACGAUACCCAUCCUCUCUCCGCGGUUGGACGAUCUCUCUCGCAAUCGCAAUUCGUGUUGCCCAAGAGCACACUGGGCGAGAAGUAUACAAGACAAGACGACCGUCUGAUCUACAUCACCUGUUGUUGAAAGUUCGCCACAUCGAUGUAUCAUACCGCGCAAUCACCCCACC
Molecule: messenger RNA, 761 nt
Organism: Mixia osmundae IAM 14324
Lineage: Eukaryota; Fungi; Basidiomycota; Mixiomycetes; Mixiales; Mixiaceae
Exons: 7
Coding region: 72-590 (172 amino acids)
Biological process (GO): proteasome-mediated ubiquitin-dependent protein catabolic process; protein polyubiquitination
Molecular function (GO): ubiquitin conjugating enzyme activity
Source: RefSeq, a predicted model, not a curated record